Molecule: messenger RNA, 1305 nt
Organism: Pyricularia pennisetigena
Lineage: Eukaryota; Fungi; Ascomycota; Sordariomycetes; Magnaporthales; Pyriculariaceae
Exons: 3
Coding region: 1-1305 (434 amino acids)
Biological process (GO): ceramide biosynthetic process
Cellular component (GO): membrane
Molecular function (GO): sphingosine N-acyltransferase activity
Source: RefSeq, a predicted model, not a curated record
AUGGCGACUUCGGAGCCGUUUCCACUCCUGAGCACCUCAGCCGAUCAGCUACACAACGCUGCAGACCGUGUUUCCGCCUCUGCUGUCCGGAGGCGGAGACAAUCUAGCGGCCUGGGUUCCGAGUUGCGCGUGGGCGAUACGGGAGCCCCCGGCCUGGCUACAAGCAUCGCCAAUAUGGGCCAGAACAAAGAUGUCACCAAGCGUGCUCCUCGCAGACGCAAGGCCUACUUCCGCAGGUUCAAACAAUUCGCCACCAAGCACACCUGCGUCCUGCCCCUUGUGCUACUCUCCAUAUUCCUCUCGCUUUACGCCAUCAACCCAACCGAAUCAAACCCCGUCAGCCGCUUCAUUUUCCUAUCUUACGAACUACCGCCUGAGGCUCCGGGCAAGCCCCCACAAUAUGGAAAGGGCCGCUGGGAUAUCGCCUUCGUCACCUUCUAUACUAUUGUUCUUUCCUUCACGCGUGAGUUUAUCAUGCAGGAGCUUUUGCGGCCCCUCUCGCGUUAUGCUGGCGUCAAGAGCCGCGGAAAGCAAGCCCGUUUCAUGGAGCAGGCCUAUACGGCAAUUUACUUUGCCAUCCUCGGACCCGCUGGCAUGUAUGUCAUGAGCCGCACCCCGGUUUGGUACUUCAACACUCGCGGCAUGUACGAGAACUUCCCGCACAAGACCCACGAGGCCUACUUCAAGUUUUAUUACCUCUUCCAAGCCGCCUACUGGGCCCAGCAAGCUAUCGUCCUCGUCCUCGGCAUGGAGAAGCCUCGGAAGGACUUCAAGGAGCUGAUUGCCCACCACAUUGUGUCCCUGGCCCUUAUUGCUCUCAGCUACCGCUUUCACUUCACCUACAUUGGCCUUGCCGUCUAUGUCACCCAUGACAUUAGCGAUUUCUUCCUCGCUACGGCCAAGUUAAUGAACUACAUCGACCACGCCCUCACUGGGCCUUACUUUGCCUUUUUCAUGGGCGUCUGGAUCUACCUCCGUCAUUUCAUCAACCUGCGCAUCAUCUGGAGUUUGCUCACCGAGUUCCAGACUGUCGGCCCCUUUGAGCUGAACUGGGAAACCCAGCAGUACAAGUGCCGCCUGUCGCAGGUCAUAACACUGAGCUUGUUGUCUUCGCUCCAGGCUUUGAACCUCUUCUGGCUGUUCUUCAUCGUCCGCAUCGCCUACCGCUUCGUCUUUAACGACAACCUUAGGGACGACCGCUCCGAUGUCGAGAGCGAAGCCGAGGACUCGGCCGGCCCCGCCGCCACCGCCACGGCCAACGGAGCGUCAACGGCGAACGGCUCGGCCAUCAAGAAGAGGAAAUAG